UAAGAAUACAAAAUGGCAUACAUGCUAGAAAACAUAAUUUCAAUUUGAGAUACAAAGUAUUCAAUACGAUUUGUAUAUAUCACUGUUCUUGCUGGAUAUGAUUCUGAAGUUCGAAACACGAAAGUCAACCACCCACACUUAUGUUGCUAUCUGCCUCAUAGAUGUAUGCCUUGUCAAUCGUCUAAUCACCAUUAUUUAUUAAUUCGUACGUCUCAUCAAAUAAAGAAAGAAACGAUUGCCUCACAAUUAUUGAUAUAAUCUUAACAAAUACCAUUUAGCAUAUGUUUGACCUCAUAUACCAGUUGAAAUGUUCAUAAAAUACAUCUUUCGGAAACUGUGAGUUGUAUAUUGUUUAAUAUCUUGUUCGAUUAUUUUUCACUCAUAUGGAGACGUUGUAAAUACCCAUGAGAGGCUGGAAAACGUUGGCUUAUGCUUGUCGCUUAUGAACUUUAAGCAGGCGGGUGUCUUUAUCGUGCCACACCUGCUGCGGCACACGACCUCAUUUAGUGCGGUUUUAUCCGAAGGAUCGACCCCCAUUUAGUCACCUCUUACGAUAAACAAGGGGUACUGAGGAGCUAUUCUAAUUCUAUUCCCAAUCUGUUACAUACCUGACUAAUUCAAAAUCAAAAGCAAAUUCAAAUUGUCUCGUAAAAUCAAAGGGAAAUACAUAGCCACAACAAACAAGGAACAAUAAAGAAUAUAGAUUGCUGUGUUCAUUGUUCCAUUAGUUUCGUGUCACUUUUAGUGGCAAACCGCAGAUAUUUUAUACCAGUUGAUGAUUACGAAACAAGGGUUGUAUACAUCUAACCCCUCAUCUAAUAAUAUAUAAAUAAUUCCUCAGUGUACCCCUUGCAAUGACUUGUGAAAUGACGUAUAGUUUAAGAUCAAGGAUUCGACAUUACCCGUACGAUCGAUAUUACCGUGGUGCUUAAUCUCGGUUGAGAUUCCGCUCGUCAGGGUAUCUGGACUGACGAUUUCAUCGAAACUCAAAACAGUCCAACAUAAUUCAUAUCUGAAUUUUUACAUUCAUAUUCGGUCGAUUCUAGUUCGGAGACGAGCACUGUAGAAUACAGCUAAAAAAAAAACACUGAAGAGUGACAAUCAGAGUAAAAUAGACUGUAUGAAAAAAUAUGACGGUAUAAGAUGACAAAUAUGCAUGCAUUUCAGAAUGCAUGUAAACAUUAAUCGACACGUUAUUUAUCAGUUACCGACUGGGAAAUCGAGAAGUGUCAUUCGUACUUACACAAUCAAUACCUUAUCAGAUAUAAAACGUGCGCACUAAUUAAUGAAGCGGAAAAGCGAACACAAAUGCAAAUAACAUAAGGAAAUGUUAUUUAAACUGAAAUAUAAAAAAACAUGCACGGAUCAGCGUAUCCUAAUGAAUACCCAAUUUGCCAUUUAAAAUCCACUCCCAUAACAAAGCACACAAAAACAUGGAACACUGGUAGAAACAGACGGAAAUUAUGCUGAACAGCGAAAAGAAGGAAAACUCGACCUCGCUCGGAAACUCAGCUUCAUAUCAUAACAAGAUAAUACUCAGCUUAAUAUACAGAAUAAAUACAGCAAUGACCUACAUGGAAAGUUCAAGGAAUGAAAUCGGUACAGAGUCUACAGGGAAUGCGGACGGCUGUAUUCAGAUGAAAUCGCUAUUAGCUAAAACAUUUUGCUGAUGCAGGAUGGGAAUAUAUUUGAUGUCCUCGCCCUGACAACCAGAAAACAAAAAAUCUGCUAUUCCUGCAAAAAUAAAAAAAACAACAACCCCAAAACCAGACAAUAAAAAUGGAAAUACACCGACGGUCGCUGGCAGCAAACGUGCACUGAAAAGAUCAAUUAACAAGUUAAAAAGGAACCAAAUUGUGGAAACCAUUGGUGGUUUUUUAUUUAUUUAUUUUUUUCAUUUUUUUUAGACAACAGUAAGAUAAUCCAAUAUUUACAGCUUACCCAAUUAUGGCCAAAGCGAGGUGUUAAAUAGAACACGAUGUAGACAUUAUGUUUCUUUCUCAUGUACCCCCAAAAUUAUUUCGUUUGAUAUCAUUACCAUGUGACGUAUGGUGUCAAUUGACUCCUCUUCUGUGCAUUCGUCGUUUCAGUACAUUUUGUAUUUUACAUUCCAGUGAGGAUCCGGGUUACAAUUAUUUUAGUUCCUUAGUAAACCUUGUUUGACGUAAAAGGCGACUAAAUGGAGCGGUUCGUCACACGAUACUGCAAAAAACCGAGGUCCCGAUAAAGAUUUCCACAACUCGUCCCUGGAUUUAUUAACAUGCCAGACUCCUGCUUCCCUGAAUGGGAUACCAAUAGUCAGCCACCCUUACGUAGACGAGUAUAACUUUGGAGAAGCAUUUCUGAGUUUAUUGGCACAAUAAUAAAGGAAUUAAUUUUUCCGGCUGAAAAAUACUGCGAUGAUGCUUCUCAUUUUCCAGUGUAUUUUGUUUGUAAUACAAACAGCAGCAUAUGAAAACUUGGCAAUCAGGAAACCAGCAUGGCAGCAACAUGACUGGCCUUAUACACCCAAUGACUGGGGAGCAGCGAAAGCGGUGGAUGGACGGUACACUAACCGUUCAGCAUCGGCAAACCAAUGUACUAUUUCAUCCCUGGGACAAACAACAGCGACGUGGAGAGUGGACCUUGGGAGUGCGCUCAGCAUCAGUCACAUUGACAUCUACUAUAGGACGGAUAGUAUUCCGAGCCCUGGUGCGUUUUAUGGUCGAUUUGCUGGAUUUUUCCUCUAUGUAUCCAACACCACGUCAAAGGAUGACGGCCAUCUUUGUUUCCAUGAAAUACAGAAUGUGAACGGUACACCAGUAGAGAACCAGACAAUAAGCUGUUCUGUUCAUGGACGUUAUGUGAUAUACUACAACGAGCGAAGGCUGGGUGUUACCUAUCCUGAUUAUUACUGGCACGAAGCAUACAAUGAACUGUGUGAAGUGGAAGUUUAUGGAUGUGCUGACUCAAAGUAUUAUGGAGAGAAUUGUGAUAAAUUAUGCCCUGACAAAUGUCAAGGAAAACGAUGUGACGUCAUCACCGGUCGCUGUCUAGGAUGUACACCGGGAUAUCAAGGUCCUGACUGUAAUCAAGAAUGUGAUGUACAGACAUAUGGAUCCGAGUGUUCUCUGCCAUGUGGUAACUGUAGUGAUGGAGGGGUUUGUCACCAUGUCAGCGGCACGUGUCCUAGGGGAUGUGAUGAAGGAGUAUACGGGGAAAAAUGCCAGACACAAUGUCAGCCUGGCUUUUAUGGGAAAAAUUGUGGACACAGAUGCAGUGAGAACUGUAACGUGACAAACCGCUGUAACAGAUUUACAGGGGAGUGUGGCGGGGGCUGUGAACCGGGAUGGACGUUGCCAACAUGUCAGCACGAAUGUGAUGGUGGGAUGUACGGCCCAGCCUGCACACAGAGGUGCGGCCCCUGUCUAGACAACGAACAGUGUCACCAUAUUAACGGCACGUGUUUGAAUGGCUGUUCUUCCGGAUAUCAGGGAGGGAACUGUGAAGAAAACUGUCCUAGUGGAUAUUUCGGUAUCAAUUGUGAGAACAGCUGUACGGUGUACUGUGGUAGAAAUGGUAGUUGUGACCGGACCACCGGGAUAUGUGAUGGAGGAUGUAGGGAGGGUUGGAGCGGACCUCUCUGUGGUACUGAAGAAAAGCCAAUAUCGAGAGCCACAUGUACUGCAGACGAUAACACCGUCUUCAUAGUAGGCCUGGUAAUAUCCGUUUUCGUUGUGAUCGCCGGAAGUGCCGUGAAUUUCCUGAUAUGGAAGAGAAAUCAGACCAAGUAUAAACAGAGAGGAUUAAAAGAAAACUUCGAAAGUCAACCUGGAGCAGUUCAUGUCUCAGAUAUAACAAGCAGUGCAGAUCGGGUUGGAUCCCCGUAUGCAGAACUCGGAGACAAAGACAAGUCGAACAUGUACGAUGAACUUCACCAUUAUACCGAAGCUGCUGGAAAAAUUAAUUGAACUCUAUUAUUAUUUAUGUAGACACUUAGAGGGGUAAUACGGAUAUAUAGGGGUCCUUAAAAAUCACAUUGGGCGAGGCGUAAGCAUAUAUAACGAUUUUAUUAUGCCGAUGAUUUUACGUAUAUAUCAAUUAAAGGCAUAUUUACAAUAUUCCUUCUUCGUGUUUUCUAAUGUACAUGUACAACUGUCAUAAUAAAUGAUUGUAAUGUAUGUAUUCUUGAGAUAAUUUAUAAAAAGUACAACAAUGAAAAUGUGGCUGCAACAUUUAAACCAUCAACAGCGCGAUAAAAAUAAGUUUUUCAACAAACUGUAAAUUCAAAAAUGAAUUCAUUUCUUUUCGUAUACCUAUAUAUAUGGAGAUAUUGGUCAUACCUAUGGGCCUCAACCACUGACCCAUGAGCCAUGAAUUUCAUAAUUUGAGUAUAAAGCUUGAUGAUCAUCAUAUUCAUGCAUUUAGUUUUUCUCAAAUAUAUAUGGGAACAGAGAAGAUUUUCUCUGAUUUAAUACAUUUCUCUCUAUACGGCCAUGUUGACCCCACCCUGGGUCUGAACCCCUGACCCAGAGGGCAUGAAUUUUACAAUCGAUGCAGAGGGCUUUAUGGACAUCCUAAUUAUGUAUUUAGUUUGUCUGGAAUAUAUAUUGGAGUAGAGAAGAUUUUCUAAAAUCUAAUACAUUUCCACUAUAUGGCCGCAUUGGCCCUGCCCUGGGGUCUUAACCCCUGAUACGGGAGCUAUGAAUUUCACAAUUGUGAUAGAGGGCUUCAUGGACAUCAUAACCAUGCAUCUAGUUGUUCUGCCACAUUUAUGGGAUUAAAGAAGAAUACCUUUGAAAAUAUGUCCAUUUUAGCAUAUUUUGCCCCAUCCACGAGACCUGCCAUUAAUUUCAGAAUAUAUAUUCUAUUCUUCUUAUCCUAGAGAUGCAUCAUACCAAAAAUGAUAAAAACAAUAUUUUAUAUUACUUUGAAAUUAUAAGAAAUUAGGUUAAAUGUGAAACUGUUUUAUGAAUUGUCGAUAUGCUUAUAAAUGUUUUUCUUCCAACUACAAGGAGGAGACCUGUCCUCCUGUAGUACUGCCAUGGGGGUUGUGAAUGGACUGUAUUCUACGUGAGGCGUUUUAUAUAUAUAUAUAUAUAUUCCAUUCUGUAUACAUGUAUGUGUGUUGUCCAUCAAUAUAUAACUUUUAAUUUGAAGACUGAUAAUCUAUAAUAUGCAUGACAGUUCGAAUUUUCUUAUGAAUAUAUGUAUCAAAUGAUAUGUCAGAACAAUCAAUUUGCUAUUAUUGUACGUACAUGUAUAUUCUUUCAUAUUGUUGUUGUUGUGUGAUAAUAAAAGAUU
Messenger RNA from Ostrea edulis (European flat oyster), 5283 nucleotides. RefSeq names its product multiple epidermal growth factor-like domains protein 10. The record is from RefSeq and is a predicted model, not a curated record. Gene Ontology annotation, molecular function: scavenger receptor activity. Lineage: Eukaryota; Metazoa; Mollusca; Bivalvia; Ostreida; Ostreidae. The coding region runs from base 2400 to 3950 and encodes 516 amino acids. The transcript has 14 exons.